UUCACAAACCCAAUCAAUCAUCAUAUAUAUCACAAGACACAUCUGUUCUUUUGUGUUGGAUUUGUAAUUUCAAUUUCUCCAUCAUAGAGACAAAAAAUAAAACCACUUUGGUGUUGGUUUUUAGAAGUGUGAAAACAAAAAUGGGCAGAAAAUGCUCACAUUGUGGAAACAUAGGCCAUAAUUCAAGGACAUGUAAUUCCUUAAGAGGGGGUGGUAAUAGUAGUUUUGUUGGAGUUAGACUCUUUGGUGUUCAAUUAGAUUUAUCUUCUUCUUGUGUUUCCAUGAAAAAAAGUUUUAGUAUGGAUUCUUUAUUUCCAACUUCUUCAUCUUCUCCUUCUUCCUCUUUUUCUUCCUCAAGAUUAUCCAUUGAUGAUAGAACUUCUAUUGGGUAUUUAUCAGAUGGUCUCAUAGUUAGAGCACAAGAAAGAAAGAAAGGAGUUCCAUGGACAGAAGAAGAGCACAGAAAAUUCCUUGUUGGACUUGAGAAGUUAGGAAAAGGAGAUUGGAGAGGUAUCUCAAGAAACUAUGUGACUACAAGAACACCAACUCAAGUUGCAAGUCAUGCUCAAAAGUACUUUAUUCGACUUUCAACCAUCAAUAAGAAGAAGAGACGUUCAAGUCUCUUUGACAUGGUUGGUAGCAGCAACAGAAACAGAAGAGUUGAUCCAAUGAACAUCUCAAAAAGCAAGUCAGGAGAAUCUAUUUGUUGUAGACAUGAUGAUUAUGAACAUGUAAAAUCAAAAUGUGAAGCUGAAAAAGAUGCCACGUUGUCACUUCUAGUAACAUCAUUUGAACAAAACAUUGGUGAUAGUAAUAUUAAUUCCUCUGUGUGUCAAGUUGAAGAAGCAGAACAUGAAAAUGUGCCUGUUUGGUUACAUCCUCUAACAAAGUCAUUAAAUAUGAAACUUGUGAUGCCAAAUUCUUCAAAUGCAGCAACACCUGAUCUUGAGCUAUCUCUUGCAGUCCCUAAGGCUAAGAAUAUGGAACAAGAUAAAACAUCAUCUAGUUCAUUUCUUAUUGGGCCAAUUAGUGUGACUUAAUUAUUAAUUAGGAAAACUUUAUAUAUAUUAUUUGUUAGAGGGGGUGUAUCUUUUUGUUUAAUUUAUUGUCAACUAUAUAUAUAUAUAUAUCAACUUAUAUGUAAAAGAUCAUAUGAUCUGAUCUUAUCAAAGAAAGCCAUUUUUCAUGAUGUUAA
Molecule: messenger RNA, 1195 nt
Organism: Cicer arietinum (chickpea)
Lineage: Eukaryota; Viridiplantae; Streptophyta; Magnoliopsida; Fabales; Fabaceae
Product: transcription factor MYBS3-like
Biological process (GO): response to gibberellin; response to ethylene
Molecular function (GO): DNA binding; zinc ion binding
Source: RefSeq, a predicted model, not a curated record